AUGGAGUUUGUCACAGCUGACGAUCAAUGUAGGAACAAUGUAUACAUAGAAGGGAUGGCUCUCAGGUGUUCGGUCUUCAAAAGAUGGUCAGUAGCGGCUCCUCACCUCUGCGAUGUCAAAUGCGGACAAGAGAUCACAUGCCAAAGUUAUAACUACAAUCAAAAAUACCAAAUAUGUGAACUAAAUAACCGCACCAAGGAGGCGAGACCAGAGAAUUUCCUUUCAGCUCCCGCGUGGUUUUACAUCCGGCGAUUGAACGGCAGAGGUAAGAAAGUGAUUCUAAGUGAUUCCUAUUUCUUUAAAUCUUCUCCAUCCUCAGCCUGAUUCCUUCUCACCCGGAAGAACUAAGAAAAGGAAGUGAACGUAAAACAUAUCUUUACUUCAGCUCCAUUAGGUUCUAUCCCUGAAUUACCAGCGCUGUCUUGUCGGGAAAUAAAGGCAAGUGAAGGUAAACACACCAUAAGCGGCAAGUAUUGGCUCGAUCCAACUGGGAAAGGAAAGGCAAAACUGAUUUACUGUAAUAUGGUUAACGAAGGUAGGUCCUAUGAGUUUGAAUGAGUUAUUUUAUGUUGUAACGAGUUAUAGGUAUCAUGAAAUUAUUAUAAAUUAUACUAUUAUUGAUAUCAUCAUCGUAAUAUUUGGUUUGGAUCAGUUCUAUGGAGGAUGUCUCUCUCAAGUUGCUCUAACUUAGUCACUGCUUCUCUUUCCACAUUCUAGAUAUGGACGAAUGUAAAUUUAACAUCAGUGACUGCGACGUGAAUGCAAACUGUACUAACACGUAUGGUUCUUACAAAUGCACAUGUAAAGUGGGAUACACUGGCGAUGGACACUCAUGUUCAGGUAAUUUUGAAGAUUACCUUAUUAAUAUUUCUAAAUAAAACUAAUUUUUGUAAAUCGUCUCAUAAUUUAGAGCAGCGCUACCCAUGCACGCAUUUAUGCACAGAGUUACCAUGAUCUACAUCUUGCUUGUUUCAGAAUAGUCAGGUUGAUAAAUUUAACUAUUUGUGCUGAAAUUUAUGUAGCACUAAAAGAGAAACAUUUGUUUUAUAAUUUGUGAUGAUUAAAGGAAUUAACCGAGUAUGAGUCAUAAAAACGAUAAGAUGCAAAAAUGUAUCGAUGAUUUUUCAGAUAUUGACGAGUGUAAAGGAAAUCACUCUUGUCACAUGAAUGCUAUCUGCACGAACACAAAAGGAUCGUACGUUUGUACUUGUCACCGCGGAUAUACUGAAAAUGGACGCGGCUGCGCAGGUAUUUGAUGCGUUUCUUUUGUAACCAUUUUCAUCAGAAAGAAAAGCACUAUCAUCGUUGUAAAACUUGUUUUGCCAUUAUACCUUGUAUUUAAAAGAGAUGAAUGUAGACCUGAAGACAAUAUUGAUGAUGACACAAUUGUUUUAAAUAAACAUUCAGGGGAAAAAAAUCUCAAAACAAGAUUAAGGUUUCUAAGUUUAUACUCGGCAACUUCUUCCCGAUUGCAUUUUUUAAAAUUUGUUUUAAACAUUUUUGAGGAUCAAAGGAAUUAACCUUGAUGCAUUUCUUUUGAAACCAUUUCCAUCAGAAAGAAAAGCACUAUCAUAUUUGCGAGGCUUGUUUUACAAGCAUACCUUGUAUUGACCCUUUCACUCCUAAGAUCUCAUUAGUAAUUCUGUUUACAGUCUACCAUACAAUUCUUACGAUGUUAGUUCUAAGAAUUUGGUAUUAAAUUAACUGAUAAUCCUCAAGCUGAUAUUUUUUCUUAUUCUCGUCAUUUGUCUGUUUGAUAUUGUAAUGAUUUGGUAAGGAGAAAUUCUUUCUUGGUCAUUAAAGGAAGUUAGGUGGUUAAGUAAACAUUCAGUGUAAGUUAAAAAAUCUCCACUGGUAAAGGGAGACUUGAUAGACAGGCUUACAGGACAGAACAACAGAUUUAAACUUGGGGGAACCGAGAAAAAAAUCUGGUGAGUGGUUGUGUGAAGCACUUGCGUCUGGAACCACAAGACAACAAUACUAGGGUUUCUUACGUUAUGUUCGGCAACUUUUUUUCAAUUACAGUUUGUUUGUUUUUUUUUGGUUAUUUUUAUGAUUUUACAGAUAUCAACGAGUGCAAAGGAAAUCACUCUUGUCACGUGAAUGCUAUAUGCGUGAACACCCUUGGAUCACAUGUAUGUCAAUGUCAUGUUGGAUAUACUGGAAAUGGACAAAACUGCACUGGUGAAUUUAAUUUCUUCUCUACAAUAUUUUUAAUUGUCCUGUAUGGAUUCCGGCUACGGCGCUGCACCAUUCAGCUGCGUUCCAAGACAAUUAGAUAAUUUAUUACUCAUUACUGGUUUUGAUUUAAGCAGUCGUUUCUCGUGUUAAGAACCUCUUAGGUAAUGUCCCUGACUUUUAAAUGAACAAUUUUGGUAAGUAAUGCACUGUUAUUCUGCUUUUAAUGGACUCUAAACAAGUUAUUGACAAAGUCAUGAAAAUAAAAUCGCUCGUUUGGCUCUGAACCCUGUGCACAUGAUAGAUAUGUACGUGACUUUCCAUGGCGCUACGUUUUCGCUGAUAUAUUUGAAAGAAAAAAGUUGAAAAUUGUUAUCAUCAAGUUUUAUAAAAUAGUCAAGAUACUAUGAGCGCACUGAUUGGUCAAAAUUAAUUGUUAUAGGGGGGAAGUUUCUAUAGAAACUUUGGUGCCGCGUCGGUGGGAGAGUAUAGCAGGUAAUUUAGUUAACAACUGAGUUCAAAAUAUAAAUUGGCCACCGUAAAGAGUAACAAGUGCUAAUCAGCCUUUUUACUCUUUACGGUGGCCAAUUUACGUUUUCAACCCAGUUGUGGGCACUAAAUUACCAACUUUUGAUUAUGUUUUAAAUGAUUUAAAAACCUUACACAAACUUUAAUGUGAUACAGACAUGACAUUCUCCGUGGAUCUUAAAAACCCUAAAAGAAUCUCUAACCUUCCAAGAUUCCUUUAUAAAAAGAGCAGUUAUGAUCAAUCAAACUUAUUUGACUUACGCAAGCCAAUUGGCCUUAUGAUUACAAAUAAUUGGAUGAUGCUAGUAGGCAGAGAGUUAUUACACACUCCUGGGAAAUAAUUGGGUACUAGCGAAUACUUCUGGGCUGGUAUCGUUGUGUGGGAGCUGAGGAUCAAAAAUGUAUUUAACGCAUUUGGUAGCAUCCAGUUGAGCCGGUGAAAACAACUCAGGCUUUGGUGGGCGAUUAAAGCAAGAGGAAAUGUAAUUCUUCAUAAAGCUAUCAUUUCAUUUUAGUUCCUUUGUGCAUCAUCAUUCUCUAACCCAAAUACAUCAAAAACCUGGGUGACGCUAAUAGCUAAUUUCUAAGCUUAUGCUCGGCAACUUCUUCCCAAUUGUAUUUUUUAAAAUAUAUUAUUUUUUAUGUUUAUCAUUUUACAGAUGUUAACGAGUGUAAAGGAAAUCACUCUUGUCACGUGAAUGCUAUAUGCAUGAACACCAAAGGAUCUUAUGUUUGUACUUGUCACCCCGGAUAUACUGGAAAUGGAAACGACUGCACAGGUACUUGAUGUAUUUCUUUUGAAACCAUUUCCAUCAGAAAGAAAAGCACUAUCAUAUUUACGAGACUUGUUUUACCAGCAUACCUUGUAUUGACCCUUUCACUCCUAACAUCUCAUUAGUAAUUCUGCUUACUGUCUGCCACACAAUUCUUACGAUGUCAAUUCUAAGAAUUUGGUAUUGAAUCAACUGAUAAUCCCCGAGCUGAUAUUUUCCCUUAUUUUCGUCAUUUGUCUGUUUGAUAUUGUAAUGAUUUGGUAAGUAGAAAUUAUUUCUUGGUCAUUACUGGGAGGAAGGUGGUUAAGUAAACAUUUAGUGCAUGGUAAAAAAUCUCCACUGGUAAAGGGAGACUUGAUAGACAGGCUUACAGGACAGAACAACGGAUUUGAACUUGGGGGAACGGAGAUAAAAAUAUGGUGAGUGGUAAUGUGAAGUGUUUGCGUCUGGAACUACAAGACAACAAGACUAGGGUUUCUUACGUUAUGCUCGGAGACUUUUUUACAAUUACAGUUUUUUGUUUUUUUUUUAAGUUAUGUUUACGAUUUUACAGAUAUUAACGAGUGCAAAGGAAAUCACUCUUGUCACGUGAAUGCUACAUGCAUGAACAUCCUUGGAUCACAUGUUUGUCAAUGUCAUGCUGGAUAUACUGGAAAUGGACAAAACUGCACAGGUGAAUUUAAUUUCUUCGCUACAAUAUUUUUAAUAGUCCUGUAUGCCUUCCGGCUACAGCGCCGCACCAUUUAGCCGCGUUGCAAGACAAUUAGGUAAUUUAUUACUCAUUACUGGUUUUGAUUUAGGCAGCCAUUUCUCAUGUUAAGAACCUCUUAGGUAAUGUCCCUGACUUUUAAAUGAACAAUUUUGGUGACUGAGGCGUUGUUCUGCUUUGACAUUAACCUUAUCACAAUGACUGACAGGAGCAUGAAAAUAAAAUCGCUCGUUUGGCUCUGAACCCUGUGCACAGGAUGGAUAUGUCAAUGAUUUUCCAAGGCCCUACGUUUUCGUUGACACUCAAGAUAUAUUUGAGUGAAAAAGUUGAAAAUUAUUAUCAUCAAGUUUUAUAAAAUAGUCAAGAUACUACGAGCGCCCUGAUUGGUUAAAAAACAAUCGUUGAUUGCACCGGUAAACCUGUGGAAAAUUGAAGUUUAUAUAUGUUAUUAAAGUAACAGACCGCACUUUCUAUCGGUUUACCAGCGUAGUAAACGUCUUCAGAUGUUGGGAAACCAUUCGAAAAAAAAGUAGAUCAAUCGCCUUCAGCUCGUUCUCACAAAAUCCAGCGUGGAUUAUAUCGCCAGGAAACUGAGAGCAAGAGCGAUAAAUAAAGGGUCUACAAGAACUGCGGUGCUGCGUCGGUGGGAGAGUGCAACAGGGUAAUAUAGCAUUAUCAACUGAGUUGAUGAGGUAAAUUGGCCACCGUAAAGAGUGUUACAGCGAAUGCUCGAAACGUCAGCUUUGAAACUCUUUACAGAGGCCAAUUUGCAUUAUCAACUCAGUUGAUAAGGUAAGAAAAAUAAUGGGGAAGGAAAAAAAAUCGAAAAGAAAUGGUAGGUUGAGUCCUGAAGGGAUUGUAUAUUUUUCUCUGACCUUAUCUGACCCUUUUCAUAGAACGAAAGGAAACCUUUAGGAGGCAGAGAGAAAUUACACACUCUCAAAACCUGGGUGAUGCCAAUAUUAAGAGUAGUUACGCUACACCGUAAUUUGGUCCAGUGUUUUGUGACGACCUAUCCCCCAAGGGAUGGUACGUUUUGUGGGAGCAGCAGGAACAAGCCAGUUGUUUCAGAGCCGAUAGCUUGAUAAACUGAAAUACUCGUGAUAAAAUAUACGUUUCAAAUAUCUAAUUCGUGGAACACAAAAAGAGAAAAAAUUGUUUUGUUAUGUAUGAUUAUCAAAGUAAUCACUCGACUGAGAGUCCGCUCAUUUUUAAAGUGACAAACAUGAUGAAGUGCAAAUAUAUAUAUGGUUUCUCAGAUAUUGACGAAUGUAAAGGAAAUCACUCUUGUCACGUGAAUGCUGCCUGCACGAACACCAACGGAUCCUAUCUUUGUGAAUGCCACCCUGGAUUUAAUGGAAAUGGUCAAAACUGCGCAGGUGAAUUUAAUAUCUUUGCUAUAAUAUUUAGAUUAUUCCUGCUCGAAUCUAACCUGAAGCUGCUGAGGUGGCCAUAUUAUUAGUUUUUCAUAUGUAAAUGAUACCGGCUGUGCCCUAAGUCUGCCUAGAGCUGUCCUUUAAUGCGUUGUCUGAAAAAGGAGCUCAAAUUCGGAUCCUGAUGAGUUUAUCUGGAUCUCCAAUAUCACUGUUUUAGUCUCAAAGCCUUAAAGUAGUUAAAGACACGAGAGUUACAAUGUUUAAUUCUUCUUCGCCUAAAAACACUGUAGGUACAUUUAAGCAAUUGCUAUCUACAAUCGAGUGAGUGAAUAACAGACCAAUAAUAGCUUGCAUGCUAUAUCUGUGGAUCCAUAGCAUUAAAUAAAGCAAUUUUAGCAGGAACUAUUGUCCUACCAGUGCUAAGUUUUGUUUUUUAAGCAGCAUUACCCAUACAUGCUUAUGCACGGAGUUGCCAUGAUAUUCAUACGGUUUGUCUCAGAGCCUUGAUGUUAGGAGAUAUAAAAAAGAACAUUGGAGAGGAGAAUAUAACAUCUAAGUUGCACGUUUCAAAAAUCAAGCUCGUUAAAGACAAAGAAAGAGAAAGCUUUCUCUUAUUAUCUGAAAUGAUUAAAGUAAUUACAAAUCGUUAGACGACAAAAAUAAAGUGCAAAAUGUAUUUACGGUUUCUCAGAUAUUAGACUGGUUUAGCAAGAGGACGGGAACGUCAUUUCAGAACAGGAAAGCGCGCGGAUAAUCUGGACACAACUCUAUUUCGACUUCCCGUGUUAGCGUUGUCGUUCUCCCCAUCAAGUUCAGGACGUCAUUUCGCUGAGUUUGAGUGCAUUUCAUUCGUUCAUGGUUAAACGGGAACUCAUUGUAAACAACUCCAUCGUUGGGUCGCUUGAUCUCUACAUGUUUCGCCAUGACUCCUGCUUAAAAGAGGUGUACUGUCAUGAUUGAGAAGAAUAUUCAGUAAACAAGGGAAAAGACGGCGACGAUUUCAAUUCCAAAUUAUAAUUUACAAAAUUAUGAAGAAAAACGAGUAGUGCUGAAAUCUAGAAGCACGAAACGAAAUGACAGCGAUACAAAUCAUAGAAAAAAAUAUUUAGUGGGCUUCAAAAUUUGAUAGAUGAAUCUGCAGACUCGAGACUUAACUGAAAUGAAAUAAUUUCAAAGUUUAAUCGCCCAUAUGGAUUCAUACUAACAACUCACUUGUAGUAAACUAUCCUCGGUUUGUGCUUGUCGUUACACUCUCAAAGAGGAUAAUUUCGUUGCCCUUCAAGUGGUCUAUGAAACCGAAAAUUCAAGGCUGAUAAUGAUCCGAAAGAGCCAAGGUUAGGAUAUUCAAGAUAUCGUAUAUAACGUGGACGGUUCGUUGAAACGACUGCUAAGUCACUUUUCAACACAACGCGACGGUGUUCUCGACCCAGUUUUUUCUCGGCAUUUUUGCUGCGCGCGCCGUUCUGAAAUGACCUUCCCGUCCUCUUGCUAAACCACUCUAUUAACGAGUGUAGAGGAAAUCAUUCAUAUUACGUGAAUGCUACAUGCAUGAAUACCCUUGGAUCACAUGUAUAUGAAUGUCACCCUUGAUAUGCUGGAAAUGAACAAGCUGCACAGGCGAAUUUAAUCUCUUUCCGAAAUAUUCAUGACAUAACUGACUCCAGCGCCGCACCAUUCAGCCGCGUUCACUCAUAACUCGUAAUAUAAGCAGCGGUUUUUCAUGAAGGCGAUGAAAUUUUUAUUUUGUUUCCCGCGUUGAAAUUAGCAGUAAAUUCCUACGAGUUGACUUUCAUCCGAAAUUCACAUCGAGGAGGCAUAAUUUUAUGCUACCUUGUGUAGAAAAACGAAUCAUUUUUUGAUUAUGUUUUAAAUGAUUUAACAACCUUACACGAACUUUUACAUGAUGCAGACAUGAAACUCUCCGUGGAACUAAAAAACCUUCAGGAAUCCCAAACCUUUAAAGAUUCCCUAAUAAUAAUAAUAAUAAUAAUAAUAAUAAUAAUAAUAGCAGCUAUGUUCCUUAUUUGCCUCAUGCAAACCGAUGAAUGAGUUGCCAGCAAUCGGAUCCUUGUGUUUUCGCAAAGAUUUCUGGGAACGCCACGGGGCAAACAUUACAACUCUCUAGAAAUAAAUGCAUGGCGAAAGGCUGUUUCGAGGUCCAAAGAAACGUUUACGAAGAGAGAUCACCGCUUUUUUUGCCGCUGCUUUAUCAUAAUUGGAGUGGGUAAUGUUGAUUCAAGGGAAGCGUAAGUUUUGUUUGAACAACCAUGAAAUAUGAAGUAAAAUGAGCCGAUUGACUUUUCACCAUGCGCACGGUUUAUUGUGAAAUUGACAUCGUGUUCUGGUCUCGCAAUUUAGACAUAUUAGCCUUUUCAGUUUUGUUUACGUGUGUUAAGUCUACUUAUAGCUUCUAGCUUUUUUCUUGGCUUGGUAAUACAAAAGAGCGCUACAACGCUACCUUGAAGCAGCAGGAGAUCGAAAUGGUGUGCUUGGGCAUUGAAUAACAUCGCUUAUAUAUCUGUUAUUUGCCGGCUAAGGGUCGGUCCGUAUGGUGAAAAACUGUGACCUCGGCCUUAUAAUGCUGCCCGAGGCCGUCAAGGCCGAGGUCACAGUUUUUCACCAUACGGACCGACCCUUAGCCGGUAAAUAACAUUUUUUUUUUAAACUUAACGAAACACAUUCUGAAAGAACCCGAAUGAUUUAGGGCUAUAAAUAUGGCAAGAUCUUCCAUAAACUGAACAAUUUCUGAGCGAGUAAAUGGUAGUUAAAGUAAAGGUGAUACAAAUUAAGGAGAGAUGUUGUUCUGAAACAUUUCCACUUGCGUAAAUAAAGGUGAUUUAAAAGGCUUCCAAACAAAGUUUGAAACAUUAUUUUUACAAGUAUCUGUCACAAUCUGACACCUGUCAAUUAGAGAGUGCGUAAGAAAAAAAAAGCGCAAGAAGAUUUGAAAAACAACGGAACUAGUUUGGCAAGGACUGUCGCGACAAUGUUUUCUUCAAAAACAAUCAAUGAUAUAACGGAAAGUAUUAUUCACUCUCAUCGACGAUUCAUUCAUGUACGAAGAUUUACCUCUGUUCAUUAAGUAAACGGACAAGAAAGUAAUUGUGAGUAAAUUCAAAUUUUUUAUUUUGAAGUUGUGAGAGUUUGCUCGUUUGUUUGCUGCAACAGUGUAUGUAAAUCUGGUCUUUCCUCCACAAAAACGAAAUUCGAACGGCACACUCCAACGAGACACAAGGGGAUUUAACGCGGCCUUUUCUCAAUAAAUUCCUUCAGUUUCUGUUGUGCAAUUUAUGGUCCAAAUGUCCAAAUUGAACGGACUUUGAAAGACUCACCGAGAGCGUAUAUUUAUUGUCGCGUACAUUUAUUAUCAAGAUGGGAAAAAGUUGGAAAUUAUUCUUAUCAAGUUUUAUAAAAUAAUCAAGAUACUGGUAGCGCCGUGAUUGGUCAAAAACCCAUCGUUGAUUGCACCUAUAAACCCAUGGAAAAUUAAUUGUUUUCUCUCAGACGUUGACGAAUGCAGCAAAUGAACGGAUGCCAUCCGUUCAAUUAAGCUCAUACCGUCAAAAUGAACGGAUGCCAUCCAAAUUCAUCUUGCACUUAUACCCAGGGCUCAUCAUACAACUGUUCUUGCAAUCCUAUGUAAAUUGGGGAUGGUUUUGAAUGUAAAGGUUAGUUUGGUUUUUCAUGAAGGCGAUGAAAUCUAUAUUUUGUUUCCCACGUUAAACGUAGCAGUAAAUUGGCUUAGAGCUGACUUUCAUUCGAAAUUCACAUCCAGGAGGCGUAAUUUUACGCUUCCUUGUGCACAAAAACGAAACAACUUUUAAUUAUACAUGACUAUAAAUAUAUGAAAAUCAUGCAUGUGCACUGCGGUUGAAGAAAUGAAUAUAGAGGCAAUCCUCGCAGUUAUGAAUACCACUGAACUAGUAGUGAAAAUAAGGCCUGAAAAAAAUUCAGGUCCGUACGGGAUUUCAACCCAUGACCUUUACGAAACCGGUGCAACGCUCUACCAACUGAGCUAACAGGCUAACUGGGAGCUGCUAGUUACAAAUAAACCAUCUAAUUGGUGAAUACAUUAAUGUAAACAUAUGAAAAUCAUAUAUGCGCACUGCUACUGCCAGUAUAGUAGUGUUCAAAACUGCGAGGAUCGCUUCAAUGUUUGUAACUUUUGAUUAUUUUUUUAAAACCUUACACGAACUUUUACAUGAUGCAGACAUGACACACUACGUGGAACUAAAAAACUGUUAAGAAACUCUAACCUUAAAAGAUUCCCCCAUAAUAACAGGUAUGAUCAAUCAAAUUCGUUUGACUUUUGCAAGCCAAUUUGCGCUAUGGUUGUAAAUAAUUGUAUGAUGCUAAUAGGCAGAGAGUUCUUAUACAGUCAUGGGAAAUAACUGUGUUGUUACCAAAUACCUCUGGGCUGGUAUCGUUGUGUGGGAAGUGAGGGUCAAGAAUGUCUUAAGCGCAUUUGGCAGCAUUCAGUUGAGGUACAAACAACUACAGGCUUUGAUGGGCGAUUAAAGUAAGAGGAAAGAUAAUUCUUUACAAUACUAUCAUUUCAUUUUAGUUCUUUUGUGCAUCAUUAUUGUCCAACGCAAGAUUCUCUUUAAAAUUAACUUAAUGCAUAGUUGUUCUUGUAACACGCAAGUCCUAUCCGAUUAUUAUCGAACUGAUUGACUUGAAAAAUGUCAAAAACAGAAAAAUGAUAUCAUUAAUACUGCAACAUUUUGUAAUAUUCAUUUAUUUUAAUAGCCGACCCAUGUUAUUAUCAUCAAAACCUGAGUGAUGCCGAUAGAAAGAACAGUUACGCUACACCGGGAUUUGACAUGUACUACUUAGCCCCUUAAUUAAUGUAAAGUCACUUGUCUUCUUAAGUGCAAGUUUCACCACUGAUUGACAAGCUGCUAGAAUUAUAGGACGUUAGAAAAGAUCUUGAACCAUUGAUGUUAAUAACCUAAGUCCUGUGCAAUUAUUUCACUUUGUAGCCGAUCCUUGCUAUCAUUAUAAAAACCUGAGUGAAGCCAGUAGAAAGAUAAGUUACAGUACACCUUUCGGUUCAGCGUUGUGUGACAACCAACUCCCUAAGGAAUGGUAUCGUUUUGUGGGAGCUGCAGGAACAAAAAUGCCAACAACGCGUGUGCCAGCAUUCAGAUGUGGUACAAACUGGUCAGGCUGGUUGGAUGGUUCUCAUCCUACAGUGGAAGAUGGUGAAGUUCCAAGGAAGGUCUGCUUUAGUGGUCGCUCUACUGGUUGCAGAUACUCAACAAAUAUUUUUGUAAAAAACUGUGGAUCCAACUUUAUCUACGAACUUAAACGCCCACCUGGUUGUGCCUUACGCUACUGUAGUACAGACUGAAUGUAAAGCAAAUGUACUUCGCGUAGUAAGAGGACUCAUAAAUCGCUCUGUAGGUACGUGUGUACAAGGUUUUGACAUGUGACGUAUUCAACUUUUCUUCUCUAUCGUCAACAUUAUCAGCAGAUUUUAACUUUGGUGGCAAACAAGUAUUUAUUUCAUUAGAAUGAUAAUUCUCAUCGGAUAGCCUUUGUCAUUGAAGAGAGAAUUUCCCAAAGGAUCUUUAAAGUAAUCUUCAAGUAAAAUCUGCAAGACACAAACUCUCAAGCUUAUGGCUUUCGAGCCUUUAUGUUUUUUUUUUCGUUUUUUUCAUCCUUCUAUUGCUGUAAUUAUAAACCAUGAUUAUUUUAGCGUUGGUCAGUGGAAUAUAAACAGGCGCUAUCUUUCGCUAUAGGCGUAGAAAAAAAGUGAUGACAGUCAAAAUCCGAUGUCCUAUGAAAUUACGUAAAUUUAACGUAAUAAUAGUAACUCAGUAUUUUGAAACGUUGAACCAAUUUCCAGACACAGUAAGCAAAAUUUAAUGGUUUAGCCUGCGUAACCGUGUGUUAAAUGUGUCCGAAUCGACCAGGAUUCGUUUGAAAUUAUUGGAUCGCUUACAUCUCACGCUUAUUUUGAAUCCAAGUUAAAGAUCUUUACGCAAUGGCUUCAAAGUGUCCCUAUACAGCUUAUUUAACUAAGCGCACGGGCACUUCAUUUAUUCGAGACAAAAUUUGUUCAAAUAAUUUUAUAUAGGUAAUCACGCGUUUCCAGUGCAAUUUGGGAUAAAACAGAACGAGAAAAUUUUAAACGACUAACCAAAUUGCAUAAAGCCGUAAGGCGAGUGCAACUUGGAUGUGUAUUAUUAAGUUUAAAAGCUGCAUGUAGCUUUUAAAAGUUGACCUGUUUUGCCUACAACAUAAACACGCUAAAAGAAAGGUAUUCAGAACUGCAAUGUGUUAAAAAAAAGUAUUUAGAGUAGCUUAGUUAAACACAAGUUGUAAACAACUUUUUACACCGUUUAAGUACAUCACCAAAAAUAUUUUACAGGAAUGUUAGAUUUGAAAUCAAAAUCACAGUUUCUCUCGGCGAAGUUUUCCUUUUAUAUAAUGCAAACAUAUUCAAAGAAUCCUAUGAAAAAUAGUAAGCGCAGAAAAGAAACCCACUCUCACCGUAACCCCCAAAGGCUACUGCCUGAUAUUUCAAUAUUCUAACUAAGACUAGUCUUCCAAUCAUUUGAUGUUCAUUUAUCUCUAAUUUACAAUAAGAGACCUGAACACAAAGCAAAUGAGGCAAAGCAAGGCGAGUUUCUUGACAAUGUAUCAAAAUAUAGAAAAAUCGUCGGUAGACUCUUCAAAGCAAAGUGAUAUGAGCUGGGUCAAUCGUGGCUCAGCUUCUUGAGUGGUGUAAAUAAAUUAUCUCAUUAUUUAACAAAAACUGUGUAUCUCUUUGUAAAUAAAUUUAACUUACACAGACUAUUUUUAGCUGAGUUUCAUAACACGAACACGAGUAAGCGUUAAGGGCAGUGUAGUCCAUGGGUCGGAGUAGGUUCUCGAUACCACUCAUCUAAUAGCGAUCGCGAAAGAGUAGCUUUCACCGUUUUUUAUUGAAGUUAAUGUCAAUAACCUGGGAAAAAUAACAACAACAACAAGGAAAUAUUGCAGUGAAGUAAAAACAGAGCCAUAAAUAAAAACUGGGUUUAACUUUACAUCGCAACGAUUCAGUAACAAAUGGAGAAAGUUAUUGAAAAAGAUUUUAACGUAAGGAACAGAAAAAGGAAAAUAAGGUAAUUUUUAACUUAAUAUUGAACAUUUUUCUUGAUUAAUUGCAAGUAGUUUUCACAGGUAAUGUUUGAAUUAUGAAGUUAAUAGUAAUAAAAAAAAAAUUGCAAAAAGGCAUCUCUUGUAGUUCAUGCCUUUGUUAGUGCUAAGGGAUGUACAUAAAUUUGAUACCCGUAUGGGACAAGGGACAAAGGGGAGGGGGAAGGUUCUUUAUAAAAGAACAAUGGGAGAAAUCAUUGUUACCCUUAGGACCUGAUAGUAAUAAUGGUACCUUUUGCAUUGAUGUACAAAAAUUGCCCUGAAAAAAUUCAUAUUCACAUUCCGCUGGUAAAUGAAGUUAUCGAUAAAAUGUGUAAACGCACUGGGCGGUUAACUUCGCUCGGUUAAUAUAUUUUUUUCCAUACAUGAAUCAGUCAGAACUGUUGCAGAAUAAAGUCUGGUGAUAAAACCAUGUGCUGUAGUAUUGCCCAUCGUCUCCCGUUGCCGGAUUCCAUCAUUUAUCCUGUCGAUGUCAUCUGUCCGGCAGAAGGAAGUGAAUAACGUUUUCGUACACCACAAAUGUAAGUGCACAUGCUGGCGUUACUCUAAAAAGAAACAAAAUCAACAACAAUCAAACGCACAAUACACAGUAAAAUCGACAAUGAACGUUCUACAUAUAUUACAGUUUCAGGGUUUCUUCUAAAGCGCUCCUUUGCUGGAUUUCCAAAAACAAAAAAACUGCUAAAACUUACACUAACAUAUCAGGUGGGGCACAAACAUUUGUGAUAAGGAUAAGUAUCUUAAUAAUUUCACAGUAUUCGCACAUGUAACUGACGAAAACAAUGACAUGACACCUACUCCAAAUUUUAUAGCCUCUUAAUGUAUCUAUCGCCUGUCUCUUCUUCCCAGUUUCUCACAGACUAGAAUGUGCAAAUAAGUUCAAACACCUUAUGGGGGUACCCCAUCUCUUAAGACCCUUUUCUUUACAAAGCGCCACCUGAAAUUAAAGAUGAGAGCCCACUAAGCCCUCUUGGCCAAUUCUAGAUUAUACAUUGCGGUUUAACACAUAAAACUAACAAGCAAAUCUACUUGUAUCAUCAAAUUUAUUUUUAACAUUUAGCCUUACCUGAGGACACUGGGAAUUAAUCCUUUAUAAAAUCCUGUUACUCCUUCAUGCCUAAGAUUUUGAAAAGAACCUGCUGUGAGAAGAGGCCAAAAAAAGAAGAAUACCUUCUUUCAUGAAAAUGUGGACUUUACCACUGAGCCGUAAGUCAAUCCGAAAUUGGAUCCAGUUCUCAAACAAGCUGGUUUCAGUUCUCCGCCAAUUUUGGUCCAGUUCUUUGUCAAAUUGUAUCAAACGGGCAAAACAUGUACCUCUCUUUAAUGUAGAGGGUUUGAACUGACUAAAGAUGGAAAGCUAGUCUAUAACAUAUCGAAAACUUUAAGUCCUCAUGUCAAGUUCCAACUUACCUGAAAGUCUUACUAAUCACAUCCAACGCGCCUUUGUAUUCCACCAUCGUGUACUGAUUCUUUAGAAAAGUAAAAUUCAUGAACAAUAAAUGACAGCAGGAAACAGUAAAUACUGAACGAUUUAACAAAACAGACUUGCUUAGAGACAGCUCCAGAUAUAUUCAAUUGGUUUUAGCUAAUUUUAUGGGCACAGGAUCAAAACUUUCGCGCCGUGCGUUCUCAUAACCAUCUUGGAUCCGUGUUUCUUAAGAGGAAUAGAGAGAGUGAAAGAGGGUGAAAGCUACUCUCCCUCGUGAGAUUUGGUAUUUAUCCUCAUUGUAGGGUUUCCCUGGCCUUUUGUUGGUGCCCAUUUGAACCACUGGGAGGGGGGAUGUGUGGGGCUAACGAAUCUUUUCCCAAGGAACCGACACAAUGACCUAGCUGAGGCUCGAGGCCCGAGCACAGGCCACAUCAAACUGGAGUCCAGUAAACCAACCGAUGAGAUCACCGGACUGAAAACUAAAAACAGCCUUAAACAACAAGUUUAUUUCAAGAUAAUAGCAUACAACAGUAAAACGAAAUCUAAAUCUAUGUCAAAAGGUUAAUAAUUUUUUAAUGAAUCUCCCAUUCUAACCUGAAGUCUUGCUCUAACCACUUGAUAAGGAUAUGUCGCUGUUGCGGCGAAAAUUUUCGACAGUGAAGCCGUUACAAGGUACUCAGUUGAACUCUAUGAAGAAAAUGAAAGUUAGCAAAACAUAAAUUAGAGAGCAAAACACUUUAUAUAAAAAAAAGAACUACUAUAUAUUCAGCACUUCAGAGUGAUUCCCAAGAUAACCCACGGUUACAUAAUAAUAAACGUCAUCCUAUUAGUACCUUCCUACCAGCCACAUGUACAACAAAGGUAAUAGAGGUUGUCUUUUGGACGUCAGUUGUAGCUUCAAAAUGCUGAAGCUCGUCAUGGAGGACUACUACUCAAGAUGAGAAGCCAAAAACUUCCCCCACCCUUCCCUCUCUCGUGUUCUCCCUUUACAUUCGCCACUGGCCUCUACAUGUGUUCGUGUUGACCCUUUACAACCUAACAUCAGUAUCCAUAUUCUCCAUACUGUUCUCUAUACAUUUCCAAAGAUACUAACAAGGAGAAUUUCUUAAACAGUCAAGAACUUUUUCGGUGGCUGAAUAUUUCCUCUCUUCUCAUGACCUCCAUGUGUGAUUCAGAGGUGAUAUUGUAAGGAGAUGUUAGAUGUCAGUCAUUCUUGGGGGGCAAAGGGUUGAUUCUUAUCAAUCCUUCUGGGUAGAGAGGGGAGUUGAGAGUAAAGUUUCGUUCCAGUAAAUGACAACACUUCAAUCAUUCACCCUAAGCUAUUAACAUGAUCAGUGUAAAAGCACUUCACAUGUUUUGUAUGUCAAGGAUUAAGAUCAAGAGUUUCUUGUUUGCUAACUCGGUUGAAUUUGUGAGCUUUAACACGUAUACAAUCAACUAUACAGACAAGUGCAGACAGUAUUCACCAGCUUCUUGUUGAUUGGUGUUCCAAAAUAUUGACUGUAGCCUUUCUUCAGCUCCUCAUAGGCCAUGAAUUGCAGUGCUCCGUGCAUACGCCAAAAACACCUGGAACGUAACCCUGGUCAAGUAAAAGAAAAUGAUAUGAGCAAACUUCAUGUUCCAUCCAAACACAAACUCAGGUUAAUCACUCACAAUACCAUAUCUAAGCUAGGCGAAGAUAGCGGGGUCUUAAAAAAGGCUGAAAUAGCUUUGUAUGGUUCCUGACUCUUAGACUGAUGUUUAUGCUUCUCUUUUGUUUUUGCGCUUACCUUCCCUUUUUCUCUUUUUGAUUGUUUCCCUCCUUUUUUUAAGGAGGAUUGAAAACCACUGUUGGCUUAGUGCAUAUGCAGCAACCAAAACAUACUAACUACAAUAUUAAAAUGUUUUACAUUAAGUCUCAAAAGUGAAUAUCAAAGACAUAAUUGUGAUUGCAUCAUGAAGACCUACAUCUGUAAGAUACCUAAAGUUCUCUGCAAUCAGAGUACCAAACAAUGAGUCACUCAAAAAAAUAGGCCCGAUGCAUUGAUGUAAAGUUUUCAAAUUGUGCUCUAUAAGAGCACUUUUACACUUCCACUAUUGAAUCUCCCAUGUACAUUUAGGAACUAAAGACUAUAUACAUCUAUAUAUUUAAUAAUUCCUCUAUUUUACAACAUUUUAUGCCAUUAUUUUUUGUGUUCUUAAGCCCAAGGUAUUAAGGUACACAUGGAGCGGUACACACCACUUGUGACUUCUUGGAUUUGAUUGACUUUGUUAGAGACCAAUACCCUGCAUACUUCACCACAAGACCAGCACACACAGUCAAAAUAAUCUCAGUUUUUAACUUGAUCAAUCAAUCAAAAAGCUGUCAACCGAUACAUAUCAAGGUUACCUUGUAUAAACCUCUCAACUCCUCAUGUCUCCACAACUUUAACAGAGCAUCUGUAGAGAACAAGGAGUACAAAAUAAGUCAUCCAUCUGGAUUUCAUGUAAGUGAGGAAUUGGUGAGCACAAUUACAUGCGCCACCAACUUGAUUCCAGUUCACAGUGAAAUUGCGAUUGAGAAAAGUACCAAACAAUUUAUUAUUCACUGCUGAAUCAACGUUAGGCUUAUAAAAAACUAAAGAAAUGAUCACAAACUUGAAAGAGCUCUUGAUUUUUAACUACAUUCUCCUUGUAAGUUGCAUGUCUAAAAUGUAUCAAGAACAGAACGGGGGAAAUACAUACUGAUGGAAGUGUGUAAAUGGUUCACUUUUCUUUUCUCUCUCUUAGGUAAAAAGGUGUCAUUCAUCUUUGCAAACAAAUAUCUUACCAAAAAUUCAUUUUUACUGAGGUGUUUGUGUUUUUUCAGCAAGGGAAUCAGAAUACUAGAGACAUAAGCGAGUUUUGACCACCCAUAUUGAAUUUGUUAGGUAACCUGGCACAAACCACCAAAAAGUUAAUUCAUCAUUCUAAUUAGCAAAUAGAUGGACCGUAAUCGUUGGAAAGUAAGUCCACGUGAUAUAACUUAAAACUUUUCCUAAAAUGAUCUCAAUAAUAACGCAGCACAAUCGGUUACUCGCCAAACAUACAAUUAUCUAUUUGUUCAAAAUUGAUCAGCGCACUUGAAUGAAUGUGUAAAGGGCAUCGCAUGAAUUAAUGUCUGAUAACAUCUCGAACCGUGAACACGACCCUGAGAGUGACGCUAAAUGAGCACGCUUCAAACUUCGAGUCUCUCAACGGAGACAAACACCCUGUCCCAGAUGCUUUUUUCGAAACAUAUUCACAAUUCUUUCAUUACACUUUAUUCGAAUAUCGGUAGUUCUUAACAGUAGAAACAAAACAAGAUUAUAAAGACUGCCUCGAUAAGCUCGUCCGUGGAAAAGCGCCAGAGUUUGCCCGAGAGGUUUCAGAAUUCAGAUCACCUGUACAUGCUCUAUAUUUAAAUUCAAAUAAAAGAUUAUUUGGGACUAGAAGUUAUUAGGAUCGCACAAGUUAUUAGUAAACUUACACAGCCACAGAAUUUAGAAAAGGAACCAAAACUGCAUAGUUUCUUUGAGAUCAGCUUAGAUUUAUAAGGCCUAUUUGGUGCACCGUUUUAUUUUGUCCCUUGUUAGAAGUGCUGUUUCACAGUAAUUUUUUUUGUUUGUUUUCAGUCAUUUGCGGCGGUGAAAUAUCGCUUUCAAAAAUCUCACACUUUCAAAAUAUGGCCAACAUUUAUCAAAUAGAACGUAAAAAACCACGAUAUUUCCAUAGGGACAUUUUUUAAUACAAUAGCUUUCCCUCGACGGCUUUGAGGUUUUGCGGUGCCUUGAAGGAGAUCAAAUGAAAAAAAGCACAAAAAAAUUCGCCAAAUCUCGUGCAGCAACUUCUUUAUUCUCCAUGUGUAGAGGGCUGGAUUAGUCUUUAAGACGAAUAUCAACAUUUAGACAAAGUAAUUGAUAGCAUGAAUCAUGAGGUUCAUUUUGGAUAAAUGAUUCUAGGCAACUUUUCUCUCAAAUAUUGAUAACUGAGUUCAGUCAAAAAAUAUUGUUUGGGAAUAAAUAUUAAGAGAAUAUAGUUCAAAUUGCUUGACCGGUCGUACUUCUUUUCUGCUUUGAAAAGUGGAAUAUUCAGGACUUAAUUAUCUUCAAGCGGCACCGGUCCGGCGGUUGUAAUUUACGUCCACGGGGGCGUCUUUCCUACAGUAGAAACCUCAUAAAAAAUAAAUGUCCUCAAUGCAUCAAUUUUUGGUCACGGAACCAUAGUUAAAACAAUUUUUAAGGACUUAACUCGGACUCAAGUUUCAAUGCACAAAGGUUGUGCAUUAAGAAACGAAACUACUUGGCGACGAUUUGACGCAAAAUCUCUGGAGGGCUUUUCUUAAGUCAACACAUAAUUCUGAAAUAUUUGAGGGCACUCAAAUAGAUAUCUUUUAGGCUUGAUUUUAAUAAUAUCAGUCCUUUUGCAAUUCUCAUUUCACUUUGCAGCUGAUCCUUGCUAUCAUUAUGAAAACCUGACUGAAGCCAAUAGAAAGAUAGAUUACCUUACACCUCCCGGUUCAGAAUUGUGUGACUACAAACUCCCAGAGGGAUGGUAUCGUUUUGUGGGAGCUGCGGGAACAAAAAUGCCAACAACACGUGUGCCAGCAUACAGAUGUGGUACAGACUGGUCAGGCUGGUUGGAUGGUGCUCAUCCUACAGUGCAAGAUGGUGAAGUUCAAAUGAAG
Molecule: messenger RNA, 18802 nt
Organism: Pocillopora meandrina
Lineage: Eukaryota; Metazoa; Cnidaria; Anthozoa; Scleractinia; Pocilloporidae
Source: the annotation of a GenBank genome assembly